Molecule: messenger RNA, 1331 nt
Organism: Bombina bombina (fire-bellied toad)
Lineage: Eukaryota; Metazoa; Chordata; Amphibia; Anura; Bombinatoridae
Gene: COQ5
Product: coenzyme Q5, methyltransferase
Exons: 7
Coding region: 225-1178 (317 amino acids)
Biological process (GO): ubiquinone biosynthetic process
Molecular function (GO): methyltransferase activity
Source: RefSeq, a predicted model, not a curated record
AGAGGAGCAUGGGGGUUGUAGUUUCCCCAGAACUGAGGCCUCGGUUGAGUGCAGUUUAUUGGAAGAACUAGCGGUUGUAUAGCCCAUUGGAUGCAAAAGAGGGUAACAACGUGUGGAGUUUCCUAGUAGCCAAGGGACUGUUAAAAAAAAGUCAGUGUGACUGAGUCUCUAAGUUACACUAGAGACUGUGAUCUCAAGGGCAAAAGUCACCAACACAGAAAAACAUGGCGGCACCUAUGAGAGCUAUUUCUCGUUGCUGUCAAGUUGUGUCUCUGUGGAAAUGGAACAACAAUGCGGGAGGGAUGAUCAGGCGUUAUAUACAAACCGAGGCCUCUGGGAAAGAAACGCAUUUUGGGUUUCAGACGGUACCAGAGGAGGAGAAGGGGGAGAAAGUUUACCAGGUGUUUGAGAGUGUUGCUCAGAAAUAUGAUAUAAUGAACGAUUCCAUGAGCCUAGGAGUGCAUCGUCUAUGGAAAGACUACCUUGUAAAAUUAAUGAAUCCUACUCCGGGGACACAGCUUCUUGAUGUGGCUGGAGGAACAGGAGAUGUGGCGUUUCGCUUUAUUGACUAUAUUCGUGCACAGAAGGAAAAAUUAAUCCGACAAAAACUAAAGUCUCAGCAAACUCUUCCCUGGUCAGAGAUCUCCAGAACUUACCAGCAAAAUGGUCUAGGGGACUUGAGUGGGUCACAGGCGGUUAUCUGUGACAUUAACAAGGAGAUGCUCAAAGUGGGGAAGCAGAAAGCACUAAAACUCAGCUACUCUGAUGGGCUUUCUUGGGUGGCUGGUGAUGCAGAGGAAUUGCCUUUUGUAGAUGAAAAAUUUGAUGUUUAUACCAUUGCCUUUGGAAUCCGAAAUGUGACCCAUAUAGAGCAGGCUUUACGAGAAGCUUAUCGUGUACUCAAACCAGGAGGAAGAUUCUUGUGUCUAGAAUUCAGUCAAGUUAACAACCCACUGCUUGCCAGGCUUUACGACCUAUACAGUUUCCAGGUAAUUCCAGUGCUUGGUGAAGUCAUUGCAGGAGACUGGAAGUCAUAUCAAUACCUUGUAGAAAGUAUCCGGCGCUUCCCACCUCAGGAUGAAUUUAAAGACAUGAUAGAAGAUGCUGGCUUUUUUAAGGUGAAUUAUCACAACCUAACAUCUGGUGUUGUUGCAAUACACUCGGGCUUUAAAUUAUGAUAUGUAUACAAGAAAGCUAAUAAAGCGGUUAAAUCUGCAACAAGGAAAAUGAGGAAAACAAGCCAAUGGCGUUAAGAAAAACGUAUCAAUGAGAAGUGCAGCUUAUUUUUUGUAAUAAAUGUUUUAUUUAAAUAAAUGAGUAUUUUGUAAAAA